This is a messenger RNA of Hippoglossus stenolepis (Pacific halibut), 3012 nucleotides long. RefSeq names its product sodium channel, voltage-gated, type III, beta (gene scn3b). The transcript has 4 exons. Gene Ontology annotation, cellular component: voltage-gated sodium channel complex. Gene Ontology annotation, molecular function: sodium channel regulator activity. Bases 660 to 1268 code for a protein of 202 amino acids. The record is from RefSeq and is a predicted model, not a curated record. NCBI's taxonomy places the organism in Eukaryota, Metazoa, Chordata, Actinopteri, Pleuronectiformes, Pleuronectidae. Gene Ontology annotation, biological process: ventricular cardiac muscle cell action potential; sodium ion transport; regulation of heart rate by cardiac conduction.
CGCAUCGCAGCCUGCGCGCCUGUGACUGCUAGAAAAACAAAGGCAGGGAUCCUCGGCUGGGAGAGAAGUCAUCAGUCAUCUUUAAUGCAGGAAACAGACUCCAGACUGUCUAUGGUGCUAUUCUGCGAGCGGAGGAGACGCGGCAUCAGUGUUUCUGCUGCUCUGUGAGUGAACGCGACUGAAUCGUCUUUCGAGAAUCCACAGGUUCCUGUUCUUCAUCAUCAUCUUCAUCAUCUCGCCCUCUGUCGUGGUGUGUGUGAGUUUGUGUGUGUGUGUGUGUGUGUGUGUGUGUGCGCAUGGACCCGGACUGAAUGACAGCACCUGUGGGCGAAGGAGCUGUUGCAUCACACCUCACCACGGACUUGUUUAUUUCACCGAGUGGAGGGAACAAUGGAGUUUAGUUGUUUCUCGGUGGAUGAUGAAAUGCGAGCCGGGUGCUUGUCGGAGGACUGAAAUUCACUCUUGCGUUAAAACUCUAUUUUUCUCCACACGUUGUACUUUGACAUCCUGGUUUUUUUUGUUGUUGUUGUUUGGAUUUUCCACCCGCGCGCAUCUGCCGAGGAGAGGCGCUGUCCGUGGUUCUGAAGUCACCUCCUGGAAACUUCCACCAAAAGAACCAGAAAGCCCCAGAAAGGACCUGUGUGCACCAGCAGCUUAAUAUGGUAACUCAACCCAGAGUUCAGCUGCACACUUUGGCACUUUUGCUUUUAGUUGUCCACCUAGGCCAGCCAGUAUGUGUCGAAGUCCCCUCGGCGACAGAAGCCGUCCUGGGGAAAUCCAUGCUGUUGACCUGCAUCUUCUGUAUGAAGAGGGAGGAGCUCAAACCAAAGACACAUGUGAAUUGGUACUACAAGCCAACAAAUGACAUCCCAACAGUUCAUAUAUACAACUAUGAGAAACGCAUGCUAUCACCACAGGCCGGACAAUUUAAGGGCCGUCUUACCUGGAAGGGGAGCUACGACUUUCAAGAGGUCUCCAUUCAAAUCCAUAAUGUCACCUUCAAUGACAGUGGUAUUUAUGAGUGCCACGUGACGCGCGAGUUCAAGGACUUCAUUCCCCCUUCGAACUUCAUGAAGAACAUCACGCUGAAGGUGAAAGAGAAAGCACUUUCUUCUGUUGUCAGUGAAGGGAUUAAUUCAAACCAGCUUCUUUGCUAUCUAUUAAGAGGGGUAAUGUAUUCUGCUUCCUGGAUGCUUGGCUUGCUGGAUGUGUCACAUUCCAUCAUUGAUCGAAUAUACAAUACAACAUGUAUAUUUGGAGCAACUUAACUCUUCCCAUUCCUUUAUGUAACAUCUUGAUCUGCUUGCAAGAGGUAGUUGAUUAUCAGAGGUCGUUUACAAAGCAGGGUUUGUUUCAUAUUUAGAGGAAAAAACAAGCUUCUAUGAAUCCUCCAAAGUCUAUAAAAUGUACAACUGUUUGAUUCCUUUAAUACUUACUCUAAAUAAAAGCCUCUACUUCUACAUCUCAUACAACAGUGGCAUCAAAUUUCACAGAGCCUUUACAGCCAGUGUAUUGUACAUCAUAGCCUGGGAAUCAUGUUACGGUAACGUUGCCCAUAGAAGUAAAAUGGAUUUGUUCACGACAAACAUAUCUCUGCUUUUCCCAUCUAAGGGGUUAUAUUACACUAAUAGGGUCUAUUUGCAGAGGCUGCAGAAUCAAAUCGGUGGAAGCUGUCAGCCGUCUGGUCAGCAGGCUCUGUGGUAUUUGGUACACACUCAACGGUAGGGUGGUUCACGGUGGCUCGUAAUGACAUUCAAAUUAAAUGUAUUAAAGCACAGGUUUUAUUUUUUCCAAAUGUGAUUGUAAAAUAUAGUCACAUGCUCGUAUGUACAUGUCAAACUGUUUUGCAACGCUGUAAUAAUUUCUCCUGUUCAUACUGGGCAUUGAGAGAAAUCCACAGUCCUCUUUCUGUGUGUAAUUUCCUAUUUCUGUUGCUCACUCACUGUCUAAAGAGGGUGUUUCAUACUGUUUUAACAUUGGGUGUUUGCCAUUUCGUUUAAUGAGCUCCUGACUGCUGGAGCUUCAUUUUAACUUAACUUUGGAAUAUUUGCACAGAACAAGGACUGUAAUUUGCCCCCUCGACUACUUGGAGGCUUGUUGAAAAGAAUGAGCAGGAGGACGGUUUGCAGCCAGCGGAACAGCUUCAGCAGGCUUAUGAGUAGUGAUUUAAGACAGACUUGAAAGUUUAAACAAAUGCAAUAAUAAAACUUCAUGAAUUAGUUAGAAUGUUAUUACCCUUAUCCUUGCACACAUGAAAUCAGAAUAUGACCUAAAACAUGAGGUGGUUAUAUGUAAAUGUAACAUCUGUGCCCUGAGAACCACUGUGACCUUGCAUAUUCCUCUUAUUUCAUAUUUAAAGGUACUUUGUGGAGUUUUAGUAGUAGUCUUAAAUCGAGCAGUGUUUUUACAAGUGGAAAAAUUAUAUACAUGUGUAUGUUUAUGUAUGGAUACAUGUGUACAAGUAGUUUCAUGCUUCUCUGCUGAUUGACAGCUGUUAGCACAACAACAUAAAAUAUGUACCAAUGCAGCAGCAAAGACAGUAAAGAACAAGACUGCUCAUGAGUAAAGAUGGAUGUAAAGUUGACUCCGCCAUGUUAGUACAUGCUGGUUUAGUUUAUCCCAAAAAAACUCCACAAGGCUCCUUUAACUCAGUAUAGGCUCUACUAUUGUUAUAACACAGGUAUAGUCAUAAUGUUGGGUAUGCAACAAAGUUUGUACAUCAUUUUUUAAAUAUGACAAACAGGAAGUUCACCCAGAAAACAUGACUUUGCUUCAAGGUCAGCUGCAUAGUAAAAACUUUAUAUUGAGUUGCACUUUCCAUUCAGCAAAAUGAUGUAGAAAUAAUUGUUGUGACUGAGUUUAUCUUGGGUCAGCAGUGUUGCACAUAAAUGAACAUGAUUAGCAUGACCUCCUUAAAUCCAUGAAUAAAUAAUUCUGCCCUACUCCAUUCAACAACAACAAAAUCAAAAACCAUUCAGAGGAGGGAUGCAUAUUGAAUAAUACAUGUUGGUU